Messenger RNA from Cryptotermes secundus, 1572 nucleotides. Its product is annotated as protein BTG2-like. The coding region runs from base 256 to 813 and encodes 185 amino acids. Gene Ontology annotation, biological process: negative regulation of mitotic cell cycle; negative regulation of cell population proliferation. Gene Ontology annotation, cellular component: nucleus; cytoplasm. The record is from RefSeq and is a predicted model, not a curated record. The transcript has a single exon. Lineage: Eukaryota; Metazoa; Arthropoda; Insecta; Blattodea; Kalotermitidae.
AAAGGUAGCACAUAACACAAACGGGAGACAGAUCGGAGUUAUCGUUGGUAAAAGUAGGCUGUGUGUAGUUAUAGUGAUUCGUGGGUGUUUACUGUAACGUGUGGUAAAAUAGCUGAGAUAAAGAGCAGGGAAAAAACAGUGUGGCUGUGAAUAAAGAGAACAUUUUCUAACAAUUGUACAUAAUAUGUAUGCAGAUUGACAUUACGAGUGUUGCCGAAGCAAAUUCCGUUUAAUAUCUGUUUUCGAAGUACAAAUAUGCGUCUUGAAAUUCAUUCUGCCGCAAACUUUUUGGUGCAUCUUCUACGACUGCAUCACAAUGGACUGACUGAAUCGCAGCUUGAAAUGUUCAAGUGCUCGUUAACUGAUGUGCUACGGUUACGGUAUCAGGAGCAUUGGUUCCCAGAGAAGCCAGCUCGAGGUUCGGGCUAUCGCUGUAUCCGAAUUAACGGUAAGAUGGAUCCUGUUAUUGCCCAGGCUGGUACCGCUGUCGGGCUCCCUGCAUCGUAUUUGCACAGCCUAUUCCCAUCGGAGUUGACUAUGUGGAUCGACCCAGCUGAAGUGUCGUACAGGAUUGGUGAGAACGGGUCUAUAUGUGUCUUGUACGAGGAAUCAAACAGUGGCCAGGGCGCGGAAGAUUUGGGAUUGGAGAGGGUGACAAACGCAGACGGUACUAGCGGCUCCAGUGGCAGUAGCAGCAGCAACACUACAUCAUCGACAUCGGGCUGUAAGGAAUCCAUGAGAACAAUUGAGUUUUUCCUGGACCCUCGAGGAGUGCAACCGUUCGAGCAGCUGGCGGCAUUUGUGUCCAGUUGAGCGAAUAUUUAACAUUCCCCACGCCCUAAUCUUCGUCAAUCACCCCACCGUACACGUUUGACGAUUACCUACCCCGUGCCCUUUCUCAUCUCCCGCCGUAACCCUGCCAAAACUGGUAUAGCCCUUGUGAUCUCAUUGUAAAUGUCUGAAUGAUUAAUUUCUCAGUCUCCCGUAACUCCUGCCGCACACCAAUCGGCCCCAUAAGGUAAUGAAUGAUAAAAUCAGGGACCAAAGUGUUACUGUACAUGAUGUUUAACUCAACGAAAAGUGGCAGUGCAUGUCAUUGCCAUAUACUUAUUUUCUCCCAGAUUUUUGUACAAUUGAGAGACUGUUUGAAUCUGUAAUUGAAAGCGGUUGGACAUGUGAUAAUAUAUGCUUCAACACUGUGAUGUGUAAUAAAAGAAAAGCAGGGCUGACUGUUUGACAGGGUAAAAGCGAUAUGUACUUAUAUUAAUAGGUUACAAAUAUAUAUAUAUACAUACAUACAGGAGUUUUUAACAUGACUGCCAUAAGGAAAAGUAGAGUCCUUUAAGCUUAAAAUAUGUGAGAUAGAGAAGACUGCAGAGAAGGACUUAGUAAACUUUUCAGUAAAAGGUACAAAGCUGGAAACAGCAGUCUGUGAUUUUAAGUUUUGGUUGCAGUAUUUUUUUUAUGUUAGUUCAGUUGAGCUAGCUAAGAUUUCUAUAAAGUCAAGCUUGAUUUUUUUCUUUUCUUUCAUGUAAUAAGUCAGUAGUAAUUAAAGUAAUUAAUAUUAUACGA